GCCGCGCUGGGUUGUGCAGGGCCUCGGGGCUCGCUGCGGGCCUCGGGGGCGGCAGGGGGCUCAGGCGGGUUGGUUGUGCCGUGUCCGGCCCGUGUUGCCCCUGGGCUGAGGGCGCUGCGGGAGCGGCUGCCCGCGGUCUCCUUCCCGCCGCUGCCUCGGCCGGAGCCGCUGCCGGAGCAGCGCUGGUUCGGCCCGGUUCCUGUGGCUGGGACAGAGGGGGCUCCCACGUCCCCGGAGGCUGUGCUGGGGCCGCCUCCGAGCUCCGCCGCCGCCUCACCAGGCUCCGGCCGCUGCCGCCGCUCCCGGACCCGCACAGACGCUCCGGUAAUGGCGGCUCUGCCGAGCCUGGGGCGGCACCGGGGCCGUGCUUGGCCCCGCUCCCACCAAUCAGCCCGCGAGGUCGACAACCGACGGCAGAAUAAACCAAUGGCAGCGAGGGGUGGGCUCUGCACACGGCGCGGGCUCUGCACACGGCACGGCCUCACUGCUCCUUCACCGCACUCCGGCAUUUCCUGGAACCCGCGGCUGAGGAGCGGCCCCGGCGCUGGGCCCGGCCCGGGCAGGAGGCCAAGGAGCCGCUGCUGCUGCCCCGAACCGCCGGGAGCUCGGCGUGACCGGGACCUGAGGGCGCUGGGAGCUGGGGAUUUUUCGUUCCCAGGGGAUGUUUGGAUGGAGGAGGAGGAAAAGCCCUGGAGAUCUUGCACGAGGAGUGGCUGCAAACCCUGCCCAGGGAGCUGUGAGCAGGAAAGAGCUGCCCUGAGCCAGGAAGGCAGCGGGAGAUCCAGGCGGAGGUCAGAGCUGGUGGAGAAGUCUCAUGGCAGGGAGAAGCCACACAAGUGCUUGGAAUGUGGGAAGGGUUUCAGCCGGAGCUUGAACCUGAUCCAGCACCAGGUGGUCCACACUGGGGAACGGCCCUACGAGUGUGAGGAGUGUGGGAAGCGUUUCAGCUGCAGCUCCAACCUGAGCCGGCACCAGAGGUUCCACACUGGGAAACGGCCCUACGAGUGUGAGGAGUGUGGGAAGAGCUUCAGACAGAGCUCCCACCUGAUUCUGCACCAGAGAUUCCACACUGGGAAACGGCCCUACGAGUGUGAGGAGUGUGGGAAGAACUUCAGAGACAGCUCUGACCUUAUCCGGCACCAGAGGAUCCACACCGGGGAGCGGCCCUACAAGUGUGAGGAAUGUGGGAUGGAUUUCAUCCAGAACUCCAACCUGAGGAAACACUACAGGAUUCACACAGGGGAGAGGCCCUACCAGUGUGGGAAAUGUGGGAAGAGCUUUAGCCAGUGCUGUAGCCUGAUUCAGCACCAGGUGAUCCACACUGGGGAACGGCCCUACACCUGCUUGGAAUGUGGGAAGAGCUAUGGGUGGAUCAGUGGCCUGAGAAGACACCACCAGCGCAUCCACACUGGGGAGAAACCCUACAAGUGUCCUGAGUGUGGGAAGAGGUUUCACAUCAGCUCCGAUCUCCUCAGACAUGAGCGGAUUCACACAGAGGAGAGGCCCUUCCGCUGCCCUGACUGCGGGAAGGGCUUCAAGCAAAACUCCAAAGUCACCAUCCACCGGCGCAUCCACACUGGGGAGAGGCCCUACGAGUGUGGGGAGUGUGGCAUGACCUUCUCACAGAGCUCAACCUUGACCAAACACCAACGGAGGCGCCACUAAGGGAAGCCCUGUGAGUUCCCCGAGUGCAGGAAGAGCUUUGUGUGCUGCUCCAGUUCCAUCCCCCAUGGAAGUAUCCACGUUGGAUGAUCCCCAGUGACCCCCGUUGGGCAGAGCCCUGGUGAUCCCUUAUUGGAAAUAGACGAGAGAGAUAAACAAUGGAGCUGAUAAAGGGGCCUGAUAUCUGGGGCCUGAUGGAGCAGAAACUGUGGGAGACACAGAUAGAGAUAAAGGCUCCCUGGGCAAGAAGUGACCAAGCAGCAUUUGGUGAAACUUUGUGAUAAGAUAAUGUUACCAGGUUGUCACCCUGAUUUUGUAAAACUUUGUAAGCCUUCUGAUGUUUAUAUUCUCUCAACAAACUUUCUCACACACAAUUCUGUAAAUAACCUAUGUUUUGCAUUCUUUCAUGGAGGUGGAGAGAAUUGAUGGACCCUUGGUCUGUCCAGUGGCAUUGGAGAGGUGGCACUGUCACCCUCCAAUCCACUGUCACCUUUGGAAAACUAUAAAUGUUGGAGUCAGAAAAUAAAGGUGCUCUUUUUUGUUCCCCUCGA
Serinus canaria (Common canary) is the source of this 2213-nucleotide messenger RNA. RefSeq names its product zinc finger protein 664-like. Lineage: Eukaryota; Metazoa; Chordata; Aves; Passeriformes; Fringillidae. The transcript is spliced from 2 exons. Bases 328 to 1665 code for a protein of 445 amino acids. The record is from RefSeq and is a predicted model, not a curated record.